CGUUAACUGCUUCUGGAACUGUCAAAGUCAGUCAAAGUGACAAUUAUCAAAAUCAAUUUUUCAUUUCCGGAUAAUCUAAAUUCCAAAUUCUAAAUGGCCGAUGAUGAAGCCCCUGAAAAAACCCCAGAGGGCAAGGAUUCACCAGGAGAAAAAGCCCCUGACGAGGCACCUGUAGAAGGUGGAGACACUGAAGGAUCUGCUGCACCGCCCCCUCCUAGGUCAGGCCAAGAUCCUUUGAAUACGGAGUUUCUCUACUACAGUUCAGUUCUACGAGUGGUGGGCCCUACUUUGACCCAUGAAAGUGACAGAAAGCUUAUUAUGCCAUGGGUUAGAAAGCUAUUCAGGCCUGAAUAUCACAGUUCGAAGCUCAGAGAAAAAAGAAAUAGAUACUUGGCCUACCUAUCGACCUCUCUGCUUUUGGAUGAAGCCAUAGGAGUUUUCCGACAAUACCCUCCAGACGCAGCCCUUCCAGAUCUCUCUACCCUUCCCAAGGAGCCUGUGGAGGCUGCAGAAUGGGAAAUGGACAAGACGUGGCAAGAAACUUUGGCUGGACUUCCAGAGGACUUUCAGAUGCUUGAGUGUUGUGUACAUGCAUCGGAGGAUGAGUGCAGUUCAGACCACAAACUGGACAAGAUUCUGGAUCAAGAAUUUCAACUGCUGCUAUACAUCGCAAAACCUUAUGCGUUUAUGAUUUUGAAUGGCAACGAUAGGACAAGGGUUGCAGCCUGGUUUCAAAUGUUGUGUUCUAUCCAUGGGGGCUCAUCUUGUUCCAGCAUGAAAGCUAUCAGAAAUGACUACCUAAUGGCUUUACUAGGGUACCUCCAGGAUUUGAGAGCAAUAGGCCCCUUUGCUGAUUUACCAAGCUGGAAAACACUAAGGCCACUGGCCGAAGCUGCAAAAACAGCUGCAGAGAACAGCCCAAUUAUAGAUCCAACUGGAUUAGAAGCGAAUGAGUUCCUUUUAAGUCAACCUGUCCCUGAAGAUGGCGCUUUCUGUUACAUCGCUCUUACCGGAGAGCUUGUGGUCAGCAAUCUCGUCGAAAAUUAAGUUGACCCUGUGGAAAUUUUCCGUGUAGAUAAUAGCGAAUAAAGCUGCAAUGUGAUCGUUAUUUCUGACUCUUCAAUUUAAUACACUUAAAUUGUCAUAGUUAGGCCACUUCGAGGGUAAAGCCCAAGUGCCAGGGUAUGAGUUGACAAAGGCGCCA
Messenger RNA from Acanthoscelides obtectus, 1204 nucleotides. Lineage: Eukaryota; Metazoa; Arthropoda; Insecta; Coleoptera; Chrysomelidae. The record is from the annotation of a GenBank genome assembly.